Molecule: messenger RNA, 966 nt
Organism: Haemonchus placei
Lineage: Eukaryota; Metazoa; Nematoda; Chromadorea; Rhabditida; Trichostrongylidae
Source: the annotation of a GenBank genome assembly
AUGAUGGAGGUCGAUGUGCCAUUGCCACCGGCGGUGAUUAAUUUGCCAUGGGUAGAGAAAUACCGUCCAGAAUCAUUGUCGGAUAUGAUUUCUCAUGAGGAGAUUAUCAAGACGCUUACUCACUUUGUCAAAUCGGACAAACUACCACAUCUGCUAUUUUAUGGGCCUCCGGGUACCGGAAAAACAAGUGCUAUAUUAGCAGUGGUAAACACGAUGUACUCGGACAAACAGCGAAAAUCUAUGGUCCUUGAGCUUAAUGCCUCUGAUGAUAGAGGAAUUGGCAUAGUGAGGGACGAAAUCAUAACUUUUGCUCAAACGAAAUCACUCCAGAGAGAUAAGGAAACCACUGAUUUGAAAUUUGUUAUUCUUGACGAAGCUGAUGCUAUGACAAAGGAUGCACAAAAUGCUUUGAGAAGAGUAAUAGAGAAGUACACGUCGAAUGUCCGUUUCUGCAUAAUCUGCAACUAUCUCUCCUCUAUAAUUCCUGCCAUUCAGUCUCGGUUCCGUUUUUUCAUUUCUGAAGGGUCGAUUACUGAAGAAAAACUCAAAGUAACUGAAGACGGUAAAGAAGCGCUGUUGAAGCUAUCAGGUGGUGAUAUGCGUCGAGUGCUGAACGUUCUUCAGAGUGUAGCAAUGGCUUCUUCCGUAAUUGAUGAGACAAGUGUUUAUGAAUGUGUUGGGCAGCCUACACCGAAACAUAUUGAGAAGAUUCUGCAAAUUCUCAUGAACGAUUCCUUCAAAGAGUGUGGUGAAGAAGGUUAUGCUCUGGUUGACGUACUUUCUAGGCUGCACGAUGUCAUAUUCCAAUUGGACCUGCCCUCAGAAGUUAUGGUUUGCCUGAUUUCCGCUCUUGCUGACACCGAACAACGUCUUUCAGUUGGCGCCUCUGAUCGCAUACAGAUAGGAGGUUUAGUGGGAGCUUUUAUGCGUGCUCGUAGAAUGAUCAAGGAGAUAGCUAAGAGAUAG